AUGGGGUUCCACAUCUGGCACAUGGUUCUGGCCCUAUGCGCUCUCAUGGACUUUGCAACAUAUGCCCUAACUUUAUCAGAAUAUCAGUAUGAAGACGAAACCUAUACAACCGACAGUUUCGAGAACAUAACGAUACUAAGCAAUAAUACGUUGACUUUACAAUGUCCAAAGAGGUCUGGUACGAUAGAUUGGAAAAUACCCGGGAAUAAUAAUGAAACAAAAGAGAAAUUGAAAAAUUCGGACACCUUAAUACUGACCAAUAUAAGCCUUCAGAAAGCAGGGAUAUACGCAUGUUUCUCGAAUGGAAAGUUGUUAGUGAAGAAAUUCAAUGUCACGGUAUUGGAAGCUCCACACUUCCAGAAAAAAAUGCAGAGGCUUGUCGGUAAACCAGCUGGUAAUAUGGUUAGGCUAAACUGUAAAGCAGGAGGUUUUCCAACACCGAAUAUAACAUGGUACAGGGAUGAUAAAUCUCCACCAACUAGGAAACUGGGCGAUAUCAAGACGAAUCAUUGGUCACUGACUUUGGAAGACUCUGUACCAAAUGACAAAGGCAACUAUACCUGUGUAGUUUGCAACGUCGUUGGCUGUAUCAAUUUCACCUUCAAUGUAGAUGUUGUUGAGCGCUUUCCAACAAAACCAUACAUAAAAGAGGGAUAUCCUAUGAACUUAACAGUUCUUGUUAACACCACAGCUACAUUUGAAUGUCCCCAGAUUUUUGCCGAUUUGGAACCAUUCAUACAGUGGUUCAGAAUAAAAGAUCAUCCAAACUUCACGGAAGAGGACAGUAAUUUAAACUGGACACUGAUAGAGAAAGAUGAAUCGUCGGACCCAAGUCCAGAAAUAUUCGAACUAUAUAAUGUUACCCAUGAAGAUGAAGGAUGGUAUGCUUGCUUCGCCUCCAAUAGUUUAGGCACUACAGUUUCCAAAGCAUAUCUACAAGUGGUCGAUGAAUUACCAGUUCUAGGCCUCGAAGAACCAAGGAACAUUGUUAUCAUGAUCAUCAGUGUUUGUGUGGUCAUUUUGUUCGUGAUUUUCGUUAUCGCGUUCAUAUGUAUCCACUACAGACAAAAAAUCAAAAGAGAGCAAAGAGAGAAAAUGAUAGCUGUCGAGACAGCCAGGGCUGCUAUAGUAACCCAAUGGACCAAAAAAGUGAUCAUCGAAAAAAUACAUAAUGCCUCAGAAAACGUUUUGGAACCUCUGCUCAUGCCAGUUGUGAAGAUAGAAAAACAAAAAUCACAAACGAAUAAUUCCGGAGACGGUAUAAUAUCGGAAUACGAACUCCCAAUGGACUCUGACUGGGAGAUAACUAGAGAGUUCCUAGCUCUUGGUAAAAACCUUGGAGAAGGUGCCUUUGGCAAAGUUGUCAAAGCAGAAGCUAUGAACCUCAUCAAAUCUGGAAGCACAACUGUCGUUGCUGUUAAAAUGUUGAAAGAGGGUCAUACCGAUAAUGAGAUGAUGGAUUUAGUGUCAGAGAUGGAGAUGAUGAAAAUGAUAGGAAAGCAUAUCAACAUCAUCAAUUUGCUAGGCUGCUGUACACAGGGUGGUCCUCUGUACGUUGUCGUAGAAUACGCGCCUCAUGGUAACCUGAGGGAUUUCCUGAGACAGCACAGGCCUUCCUCUGGAUACGAGCUAGCAGUAGGAGAAAAGAAAGAGAAGAAGACGCUGACCCAGAAGGACCUAGUAUCUUUUGCCUACCAAGUAGCUAGGGGGAUGGAAUAUCUCGCGUCUAGAAGAUGUAUACAUAGGGAUCUGGCAGCUAGGAAUGUUUUGGUCAGUGACGAUUAUAUUUUGAAGAUAGCCGAUUUCGGCCUAGCCCGGGACAUCCACUGCAACGACUAUUAUAGGAAAACAACUGAUGGAAGGUUACCUGUGAAAUGGAUGGCACCAGAAGCUUUGUUCCACAGGGUGUACACAACUCAGUCAGAUGUAUGGUCAUAUGGUAUAUUGUUAUGGGAGAUAAUGACCUUAGGAGGUACUCCUUACCCUUCUGUGCCGAGCGUGGAGAAACUAUUCCAGCUUCUACGUAACGGCCACCGAAUGGAGAAACCGCCAUGUUGCUCCCUAGAAAUCUACAUGCUGAUGCGUGAAACGUGGAGCUACCAGCCCAACGAACGCCCCGUAUUUUCCGAACUGGUCGAAGAUCUGGAUAGGAUCCUGACCAUCACAGCGAAUGAGGAAUACCUCGAUCUGGGCCUUCCUCAACUGGACACUCCGCCAUCGAGUCAAGAGUCCAGUUGUGAUGAAGACUUUGCUUUUCCUCAAAUGAGCUAG
This is a messenger RNA of Phaedon cochleariae (mustard beetle), 2271 nucleotides long. The record is from the annotation of a GenBank genome assembly. Lineage: Eukaryota; Metazoa; Arthropoda; Insecta; Coleoptera; Chrysomelidae.